UUUCGAGAAACAACGCCGCUGGUGACCGCUCAGCGAGUUCAAGUUUGAAAGUAAAACUGAGCAGAGCAGAGCCCGCCCUAACAAAUGAAUUGAAGACUUAGAGAGAGAGAGAGAGAGAGAGAGAGAGAGAGUUAGGGUUUCGAAUCAAUGGAGGCCGCAGUGGUCGACGCCGGCUCCAAGCUCCUCAAAGCUGGUCCCGCUAUUCCUGACCAAUCUCCUUCCAUGAUAAUUCCUACGCAAAUGAAACGAGUGCUUGAAGAGGGAUCGGUGAACGAAAGCUCGUUGUCUGAGGAUAUUACCGUUGAUCCUGUCGUUCGGGGUUAUAUUAGAGAUUGGGAUGCAAUGGAGGAUCUGUUGCACCAUGUUCUGUAUACUGGACUUGGCUGGGAAAUUGGCAAUGAAGGGCAGAUACUAUUUACCGAUCCACUUUCUACCCCGAAGGCUGUCAGAGAGCAGUUGGUGCAACUGAUGUUUGAAAUGUUUAACAUAUCGGGCUUCUAUGCUUCAGAACAAGCUGUAUUGUCGCUUUAUGCAGUAGGACGAAUCUCAGGAUGCACUGUUGACAUUGGUCAUGGAAAGAUAGAUAUUGCACCAGUAAUUGAAGGUGCGGUUCAUCACAUUGCUUCCAGAAGGUUUGAAAUAGGAGGUGUCGACUUGACAAAGUUACUUGCUCAGGAACUUGGAAAAUCCAAUCCAUUUGUUAAUAUCAGCAUGUCUGAUGUUGAGAAAAUAAAGGAGCGAUAUUCAUGUUGUGCUGAAGACGAACUUGCUUAUGGGAAGCUUGAAAGUUCAUGCCAGACAGAAAAACAUACUCUUCCCGAUGGACAGGUAAUUACAAUUGGAAGAGAAAGAUAUACAGUCGGUGAGGCUUUAUUCCAACCAUCUAUAUUGGGUUUAGAGGCACAUGGAAUUGUUGAGCAGCUUGUUCGUAGUAUCUCAGCAGUAUCAUCUGAUAAUCACCGGCAGUUACUAGAAAACACGGUAUUAUGUGGUGGCACUGCAUCCAUGACUGGUUUUGAAGAAAGGUUUCAGAAAGAAGCUGGUCUCUGCUCAUCUGCUAUUCGUCCUGCUCUGGUCAAGCCUCCGGAAUACAUGCCCGAGAACUUGACAAUGUACUCAGCGUGGGUGGGAGGUGCCAUACUUGCCAAAGUUGUGUUCCCACAGAAUCAGCACGUAACGAAGGCAGACUAUGACGAAAAUGGACCUUCCGUCGUUCAUCGGAAAUGUUUCUGAUGCUGUAUUUUGCUGUACAAGCCCUUGGAUAUCUGUAGGUUCGUUGUACUGUGGUUCAGUUUAUAGUAGUGCAAAACAUCGUGUUGGUUAGACUCUACAUGUAGAAAAUUCUCAAACACUUUGAGCUAAAAAUUCCAAGACCUCGGCAGGAAGAGCCACAAGACCGUUGAAGAAUAGUCUUUAGCAUCUUCCGUAUUUGCUCCAAGAUCACAGCAUUAAAGUUGCAAUUUUUUUUCUAAA
Messenger RNA from Morus notabilis, 1473 nucleotides. RefSeq names its product actin-related protein 7. NCBI's taxonomy places the organism in Eukaryota, Viridiplantae, Streptophyta, Magnoliopsida, Rosales, Moraceae. The transcript has 7 exons. The record is from RefSeq and is a predicted model, not a curated record. Bases 148 to 1233 code for a protein of 361 amino acids. Gene Ontology annotation, cellular component: nucleus. Gene Ontology annotation, biological process: anatomical structure morphogenesis.